Molecule: messenger RNA, 2457 nt
Organism: Entamoeba invadens IP1
Lineage: Eukaryota; Evosea; Mastigamoebida; Endamoebidae
Product: PH domain leucine-rich repeat protein phosphatase, putative
Exons: 4
Coding region: 1-2457 (818 amino acids)
Molecular function (GO): protein binding
Source: RefSeq, a predicted model, not a curated record
AUGUCAAUACCAUCAGGUAAAAUAUACAAACAAACUGCGGAAGGACUCGUUAAGUUUCCGUCGGAAUUGUUAAAAAUCUCGAGCUCAGUCACAACUGUUGAUUUGAGUGUCAACGCUUUUACUGAACUCCCUACAAUGGAAAAGUUCAAAAUAUUAAUGAACCUCAUUCUCAACACAAAUGCUAUACAAACACUUCCAGUGUCAUUUGCAAGAUUAACUUCAUUGAGAAAAAUAUCGUUCACUGCAAAUAAGUUCGUAGAGAUACCGCAACAAGUGUUUUCCUUGAUUCACUUGACUUAUCUCAACUUUUCACAGAAUCAAAUCACUGAAAUUCCACAUCAUAUUUCGUCACUUACUCAAUUAAAAGCGAUCUAUCUUUCUGUUAAUCGAAUUCAUAAAGUGCCAAUUGAAAUGUCGGUGUUAACUUCCGUGACUGGGAUCGAAAUAGAUAAUAACUUCCUCGACCAUUUUCCAGAAGCUUUUUGUCACUUAAAAAUGUUAGUAAAUCUCAAUGUGAGCUGCAACAAAAUUCCAUCGUUUCCAAAAGAAAUUACUAAUUUGAGUAAUUUGAAAACGCUACUUGGACAAUACUUGGGAUUAACAGAGUUACCUAACUAUUUCUCUGCACUUUCUUCCUUAAAUUCAAUCGACUUUGAAAACAACGCUCUCACGUCUUUAAACUUUUCUUCUAAUUCUCUUAAGAUGUUAACCCUCAACAACUUAACAAUAAACACACUUUCUUUUGCCAAUUUCCCAAAAUUAAUUCACUUGACUAUCAAAGGCGGCACUGUUUCGGAAGUGACCGAUUUACCUAAAUUGAAUGUACUUUUAUUGGAAAAUGUCAAAUUGAAUACAAUCAAAGCAAUUCCAUCUAUUGGGGACAUCUCUCUGUCAAAUAACAACCUUAAAACACUUCCACCACUCAAUACAACAAUCCGUUCUCUUGUAUUGAGAAACAACAAAUUAUCGUCCAUCCAAAUGUGCUCAAAUUACACACUCACUAAAAUUGAUUUAUCAGGAAACGCAAUGAUAGCAGUACCAUUACUCCCAAUCACUCUCAGAGUUCUUUGCAUCGCUUCGAAUAAAAUUAUUGAAAUUCCAAAUUUUGUGAGCAUGUUGACUAAUUUGAGGGAAAUCGACUUUUCCUACAACCACAUCACAUCAAUUCCAGAAAAUGUUAUAUCGUCCCUGACCAAUUUGGAAAGGUUGGUGUGCCACUAUAAUUAUAUCACUAUACUUCCAUUGUCUUUACUCAUCCUUCCUAAAUUAAAGUUACUCGGGUUGAAUCAUAACAGACUUUCCCAAUUCCCACCACGCCUUCCACCACAACUCACGGAAUUGAUGGUAGCUUCCAACUCAAUUAGAGUGAUACCAGACUAUUUAAGUAUGGUGUCCCUUCUUAAUAUCGACUUAAGUAACAACCAAAUUAUCAUGUUUGAUGCUUUAAUAAAAUGCACAACAUUGAAGGAUAUCAAUUUGUCGUGUAACCCUUUACUUAAAAUUCCAUACGAGUUCUUUGAAGAGAGCACUUCGUUGUAUAACCUUCAACGAAUCAAUUUGUCUGGAAACCCACUGAUGGAUCCAUUCGUAUGCAAACGGCCAAAAGCUUCCAUAUCUGCGACGAUAAAUCGAGAAAAGGGAAUUAUCACAACACCGGAAUUUGGGAGGUUACAACCAUUUGAAGAUGUCACUUGUGAACUUUUCGAAGAAACUAAUAUUGUGAAUGACUUUGGAAUUGCAGAUUGUAAAGGAUAUAGAGAAGAGAUGCAAGACUUCAUGGGAGUCAUUGACAACUACAUCAAGAAGGGAAACAGGCUUUAUGUAGUUUGUGAUGGUCACUCGGGGUCUGUUUCAGCGAGGCUUGUGGCUGCAAAAUUAGGUGGGUUUUUAGAGAAUAGUCUGACCAAGCAGUUUGAGACAAUUGAAGGUGGUUUGACACAGGCAUUCAGAGAUAUGAAUGAAGAACUUAUUAAGAUGGGAGUGAAGGAUGGAACAACAUGUCUGUGUGUUUUGGCUACUGAGCUCAACGUGUACACCGCAAAUGCAGGGGAUUGCAGGUGUUUACUUGUUGGUGACGAUUGCGUUGAACAGUUGACGACAGACCACCGCCCUUCAAAUCCACUUGAGUACAAACGGAUCAGAGAGUGUGGGGGAUAUGUUAUUGGGAGUCGGACAAAUGGAAAUUUAGCGAUAUCACGAUCUUUGGGCGACUCAACACAUCAAUCUGCAAAUACAUUUAUACCUGAGGUUAAGAUGUAUACAAAGACGCCAAAUGAUAUGUUUUUAGUGUUAGCGUGUGACGGUGUAUGGGAUGUUUUGUCCAACGAAUGUGUUGCUGAUUUAGUCAGAAAAUAUGCCGAUUAUCGCGCAUCUGUCAUAGCAAAUAUUAUUAAAGAUGUUUCUCUUAGCCUUGGCAGCACAGAUAACAUAUCGUGUAUUGUUUGCAAAUUCAAAUAA